UUGUACUGUUAUAGCCAACAUGGCGGCGCCGUUGGAGGUGGUGCUCAGCAGUGAUUCGGGCUCUCAGCUCUGGAACUGCACCGUGUUCGACCUUCACAGCGGCUCCAGCCUGCUGUCCUACCGGGGAGGGAACUCCACAGCUCGGACCCUCACCGUCCUGCGUGGGGAGUUCCUGCUCAGCGCCCAACUGGGGAAGAACUUCAUCAACGUGUGGGAGAUCCAGAGGAAGGACCAUCUGCAGCAGAAGAUCGUCUGUCCAGGUGUGGUCACUUGUCUCACCGCUUCACCCGAUGGGGCCUUCCUCGCUGCCGGAGUGGCCGAGGCCAUCUACCUGUGGGAGGUUUGCACAGGUAAGCUGCUGGUGGUGCUCAGUCGACACUAUCAGGACGUCACGUGUCUGAAGUUCACAGACGACAGCAGCCAUUUUGUUUCUGCGGGCAAAGACAACCUGGCACUGGUGUGGAGUGUGUGCAGUGUGGUCCAGUUGGAUUUAAGUCACACUCCUGAGCCACGCCACGUCCUGGCCCGUCAUUCCCUGCCCAUCACAGACCUUCACUGCGGUUACAUGGGACCUCAGGCCAGAGUCGCCACAUCGUCACUAGAUCAGACUGUAAAGGUAAGAGCGUUUAAGGGUGGUUUAUACUCAGAAACCAGUUUGUCUGCGUGUGUUGGUGUUGAAAUACCUUUUCUUACUGAUGAUGGAAAACCUUUUUUUUUUUUUUUUUUUUUUUUUUUUGUCUGCCUGCAGAGUCUGAACCGGGAAAAAUCCUUCCAGUCCGACAGCGAGGGAAGCCAGGUGUUCCAGGGUCACAGGAACCUGGUCACGUGUCUCUCCGUCUCAAUGGAUGGGACUCUACUCCUCUCCGGGUCACACGACGAGACGGUUCGUCUCUGGGACAUCCAGAGCCGACAGAGCGUCCGCUGUCUCCAACAUAAAGGUCCCGUGACAAACGCGAUCAUCAUGUCUGUGUCAGCGAACAUGUUCCUGCCUGACAGUCGGCCUGCCGUGCCGCUGCCGCGCUUCAGUCGACACCUCCUCACCGCCGAGGGGAACGACGGUGAAGCAGGGGAGGUUUGUGUUCGCCCCGCCCUUCACAUACAGGAGGAAGAGGAAUCCUACCUGCAGAAAGCCAACAGGUUGUACUCCCUUAUGUGCGCCGUGAACGACAAGACGGUGGUCGGUGACGGUGAAAACACGAAGGCUCGGGUUGCAGAGCUGGAAGAAGAAGUUCAGAAUCUGAAAAAGGUCAACAAGGAUCUGUUUGAGUUUUCUUCUCAGCUGCUCACCAAGCCCACAUAACCACAAAGACUCACAAAGAACUACACGGACCCACAGAGAACCACAGAAAACCACACAGACACACACUGACACACGCAUCUUUUGUUACAAAA
Cyprinodon variegatus (sheepshead minnow) is the source of this 1392-nucleotide messenger RNA. RefSeq names its product WD repeat domain 18 (gene wdr18). Gene Ontology annotation, cellular component: nuclear pre-replicative complex. The transcript has 10 exons. NCBI's taxonomy places the organism in Eukaryota, Metazoa, Chordata, Actinopteri, Cyprinodontiformes, Cyprinodontidae. Gene Ontology annotation, biological process: rRNA processing; DNA-templated DNA replication. Bases 20 to 1300 code for a protein of 426 amino acids. Gene Ontology annotation, molecular function: protein binding. The record is from RefSeq and is a predicted model, not a curated record.